This is a messenger RNA of Pseudomassariella vexata, 846 nucleotides long. RefSeq names its product putative glutaredoxin. Gene Ontology annotation, biological process: cellular response to oxidative stress. Gene Ontology annotation, molecular function: glutathione disulfide oxidoreductase activity. Bases 287 to 643 code for a protein of 118 amino acids. Gene Ontology annotation, cellular component: nucleus; cytoplasm. NCBI's taxonomy places the organism in Eukaryota, Fungi, Ascomycota, Sordariomycetes, Amphisphaeriales, Pseudomassariaceae. The record is from RefSeq and is a predicted model, not a curated record. The transcript has 2 exons.
AAUGACUGAUAACAUACGCAGCUCGAGGUCUGUUCAACAUGAUUGCGGGUCAGACAAAACUUUUCUCAUUUGCUGUCUUGGGAAGCUCAAUAGAAUUGCAUUGUGACCCGUCCAGAGUCUAGAAAACCCUGUUCCCGCUUGCGCCAUCCCGACCUUUUCUGACAAAUCGUCCCGGUCCCACCAUGCAUCUUUGCCUCCAGUUGCUCGCUUGCCCGUCAUCCUCUCUACUUUCAUAAAGCCAUUCCCCCUCCUGCCUCAUCAUCGCAUUUGAUGCCCAAAAUAUCCUAUGUAUAUCAUCCGUCGUCUAUUCGCAUCAUCCACAACACCUGAAGCCAUGUCCGCCGCAAAGACCCGAGCCCAGCAGAUCAUUGACGAGAACGCCGUCGCGGUUUUCUCCAAGUCCUACUGCCCCUACUGCAAAUCGGCCAAGUCGCUGCUCGAUAGCUUCGACGCCAAGUACUAUGCCAUCGAGUUAGACCAGGACAAUGAAGGGUCUGCUAUCCAGGCCGCCCUGGCCGAGAUCACCGGUCAGCGCACCGUCCCCAACAUUUUCAUCGGCAAACAGCACAUUGGCGGCAACAGCGACCUACAGAGUAAGAGUGGCGAGUUGAAGCACCUGCUUGCUACGGCGGGGGCGGUUUGACUAGAUGAGAGGAACAAUGUAAUCAAGGGGAAGCUUUAGGACUAUGAGCUGAGAGACGAAGAUACCAUAGAUGGCGAACAUUACAUCUAAAGAACAAGAUAGCGAGAUACUAGAGUGUGCUUGACCUACCUAAUAUCAACGCGAGAAUAUACCAUUGCGGAACUGAAUACUAUAACUCAAGGAUACUCUGUUAUGCAUUGCGU